Molecule: messenger RNA, 1472 nt
Organism: Trichophyton rubrum CBS 118892
Lineage: Eukaryota; Fungi; Ascomycota; Eurotiomycetes; Onygenales; Arthrodermataceae
Product: RRP7 superfamily domain-containing protein
Exons: 2
Coding region: 477-1472 (331 amino acids)
Biological process (GO): ribosomal small subunit assembly; rRNA processing
Cellular component (GO): CURI complex; UTP-C complex
Source: RefSeq, a predicted model, not a curated record
CGAGUACUACUGCGCAAAGGCCGGGGAGACGAGCGAGUCGCAAAGAUCCAGGAUUCCCCAGGUGAGUAUCCAGUCUAGUACUUAACUGAAGGGGAACCUGAGUGAGAACCUAAGGGGUAUACUGAUAGUAAGGUAGACUGCCCUGAGCGCGAGGCGACAUAUGUGAUCACCAACGGCGGAAUAAAUGACCCUGAGAAGGUAUAAAUUAUGUGAGCUGUAGCAACGAUGUUUGAUGUUGACGUUGUUGAUAUUACUUCGCCAGUUUAAGCGAUGGAAAUGGAAAGUCUAGUCGGGGAUCCACCGCGUAAAGCUGCCAAUCAAAACCGUCGAGUUAAGUUAUUGAAGUUAACUAGUUAGUAUUAUCGAGUAUAAAAAAAAAAAGCUGCUCUGCAGAAACAAAAACCCUGCAAGAUACCAACAAUGAAUACCAUCACCACCACAUCACUACUCAAUUAACGAAGAAAAUAAAAAGCGAGAUGGUGACGAGCGUGGGAGGAUACAGUGUGCUGCCCGUUCUGUUACCCAACAGCAACAGUAAGGGGGAGAGCGAGGCCACACACUACCUGUACGUCCAAGCGCAUGCACCACGACUGCCGGACGCCGACUCUGGACGGUCACUGUUCGUGGUGAAUGUGCCAGUGACGAGCACGGAGAGGCACUUCCGACACUUCUUUGGUACGCAGCUCGGCAGCGGCCGGGUCGAGCGAGUCCAAUUCCAGCAUGAUGAAGCCAGCCGGCGCCUAGGGUCCAAGGAGAGCAGCACUAGCACCAGCACCGGGGUGACCACGAACAAAAAGAGGAAGAGGGGCGAAGAGGAGAGCGUGGAGGAAUACGCAAGCCGCCUUUCGACGAUCAAACUGCCUGGGGCCUGGGACCGACCGUUGCGGCCAAGCGGCUCGCAUGCAGUCGUGACCUUCGUCGACCGGCCGAGCAUGGAAGCCAGUCUGAAGGCGAUAAACAAGCGGGAGAAGUCAAGCAAGACGACGAUAAUAUGGGGACACCACUUAGAAGAAGCAACCGCGGAAGACGACACCAGCAACAACAAUAGCAAGAGCAACAAGAAAGGAUUGUGUCCUCUGGGCUCGGCGCGGUAUCACAGACAUGCGCAGCUUCGAUACCCCAGCCGCAGCGAGCUGCUGAAGAGCGUGAACGAGUACAUGAGCGUGCUGAGCAAGCUGGAAGAGGCGCGCGAACGGGAGGCCCGACGCCGGGGCAACGUGGUGGGCGAAGAUGGCUUUAUCACCGUGACGCGUGGCCCGAAGAGGGCGGUGGACGCUGGACGGGAGGAGGAGAUGCGCGAGCUUGUCGCCCGGCAGCGGGAGAAGAGCAAAGGGCUGGAGGACUUUUACCGGUUCCAGAUGCGGGAGAAGCGCAAGGAGAGACAGGGCGAGCUUCUGCGGCGCUUUGAAGAGGACAAGCGGCGCGUCGAGGAGAUGAAGAGGCGACGGGGGAGAGUAAUACCUGAAGAGUGA